Messenger RNA from Rangifer tarandus platyrhynchus (Svalbard reindeer), 495 nucleotides. NCBI's taxonomy places the organism in Eukaryota, Metazoa, Chordata, Mammalia, Artiodactyla, Cervidae. The record is from the annotation of a GenBank genome assembly.
AUGUCCCGUUCAUGCCUCCAGUCUGCUGUUGCCUUUGGUUUCAAGGUCUCCAUUGUUCAACAGCCUUCAUUUUCCAGCUUUAGGACUGUUCAUCUGGUUGACUCUUGGGAAAGGAGGAGAUUGGAACUUUGGGAUGUCCUGAGCAUCUUGUUCAAGUUUGGGCAGCCAACAGGCUAUUAUCAGACUCCCUGGUCUGUUCCCUCUGCCAGUCCUGAGCUCGUGCCUCCAAGCGGUGCUGUGUUGCAUAUGCCUCUGAGUCAUAAGAAGGACUUCUCUGAGUGGCUCACCAGGUUAUGCCUAGGAAAGUGGUCCUCUCACCCAUCAUGCUAUUUUGGUCUCACUCUCCAUCCUCAUCCUGCCUCCUCCACACAUACACGAGUUUUAACUCUGAGAGGAAGGAAGGUGAAGUUCCGGGCAUUAUUUCUUUACAACCUACUUUGCCUUUCUGAAUCCUCCUCUGUCCCUGCCCUAGGAGUCAUUCCACUUUCUCCCUAA